CCCCGCAUCCCACGACGUCUUCACUCCUCUCUACUUACUACAACCACUCUGUACUCUGUAAAUAUCUACGAGAAAUAUCAACAUCACCAUGCCCGUAUCUGUGGGCAUCCUCUCCAUCGGAGACAUGGGCCUCGGCAUGGCCCGGCUGCUCCAGACCCACGGCUACCGAGUGUUGACCGUGGCUGCUGGUCGCAGUACAGCCAAGACACCGUCGACCGAAUCAAGGCGGCUUCCAUCGAAGCCCUUCCUACAGACCAGGAUCUGCUGAUUCAGUCGGAUUACAUCCUCUCGAUCGUGCCGCCGCGAGACGCCCUGGCAACGGCACGGCGCGUCCAAGAGGCUACUCAGCUCGCAGACACGCUGCCUCGACGGGCAGAGCGAGAGGGCGCCACGCCAAAGCCGUACUUUUUUGAUCUCAACGCAAUAUCCCCGCGCUCAGUCCGGGAAAUCGCAGCCCUAUUCUCUGAUGACAAAGAGGAAGACGUGCUUGCCCACUUCCUCGACGGCGGUAUCAUUGGCAGCCCGCCAACACUCAACACUGCCAGCCAGACGUGGAAGAGACCGAGUGUCGUCAUGUCCGGCUCGGUCGAGCUGCCGGCCACGUUCAGCGCGCUGGCCGAAACGCUGAACAUGAAGAUGGUCGGGCCCAAGAUCGGGUCGGCUUCGGUGCUCAAGCUGUCGUUUGCCUCGCUGACCAAGGGGCUGACGGCACUGACCAUCCUCUCCUUUUCGACAGCGCAGGCGGAGGAUGUGUUGCCGCAGCUGCUAGAGCACCUGGACGAGUUCUCGCCUAGGACGGGCGCGCUGAGCAGCGGAGGCAUCACGGGGAUGGCGCCCAAGGCAUACCGCUGGGUCGAGGAGAUGCGGGCUAUCGGCGAGGCGUUUGACAGCGAGGGCCACUGGGACGGGGUCGGCAGCAGCGUCUAUGGAGCGUUUGCAGAGGUGUACCGACGGGUUGCUGAGGACACGGUGCUCGGGGAGGAAAAGGUCGGCCAGCGGCAGCGCGGACAGACGGCGGAAGAUGUCGCCAGCAUCGUAGCGGCAGCAAACGUCAACGAGUCAGCCACUGAGGUCACGUGCGCACUGUCACGAGACCAGGGCUCACCGCUGACUCUAGUGCUAAGGGAAAAGUCAAACGGCGCAGGAGUUACAUCGUCGUCGUCCGUACUCCGUACCGAGGAUGUAAGAAAAGACGACGAUGGACCGCAGGAUCGCGUUCCAAGCCACGAGUCAGCCGGCAAUUUACGCUGGCGAGAACUGCUGGCUGCACGUAUAGUAUUAAACAAAACCGCCGGGGGACCGCGCGCCUCUCCCUAUUCGAGCUCUUCUUCCUCGUGCUUUUCCUUGUUCUGUUCUGACGACCACGCCAUGGCGGAUGACCGCCGCCAGCUGCCUUCUCAACCGCUGCAUCAACUUCAACCUCACCUCCCACACCCUGCCCAGCAACAACAGCAGAAGCAGCAGCAACAGCAACAGCAACAGCAAACCCAACAGCAACAGCAACAGCAGCAGGCUGCUCUCAGCUCCGCUCGUCUGCAGCACUUUAAUUAUCUGACUCCUGCUUCUUCUCAAGUCUCGGUUCAGGCGUCCGUCCAGGCGCCGCCGCAGCAACAACCACAGCAGCAGCAGUAUCUGGGCCUGUCUGCCCCCGAACGCCGUCACUAUUCGUUCGACACUGACCGCGACUCUCGUCGCUUUUCCAUGAGCACGACCCUUAACAUGGACUACGAUCAGACCGAGGGCCUGGGUGGCCUGUCUGUGAGCUCGUACGAGAGCAUCGACGACGACCGCAGCGAGCCCGGCAUUCGAGGCUAUCACUUUAGCAGCGACAAACACAUCAACUAUCCCAUGCCCGAGCAAGUGCUGCCGUACUCGGCCUCGCCGCUGUACCCGUCAAUCCCAUAUCAGAUUGACGAGCUCGGCCAUGCGCCCGGCAACUACACGCCGUCGGACGUGUCGUCGUCCAUCUCGCCGCCCAAUGGCCAGAUCAGCAACAACAAGUACAGCACCAUGCCCUCGGGCGACCGGCUCGCCUCGGCGCUGGGCUUGGAAGAGCAGUCGCGCAUGACCACUGACGAGGACAAGCGCCGCCGCAACACCGCCGCCAGCGCGCGCUUCCGCGUCAAGAAGAAGCAGCGCGAGCAGGCCCUGGAGCGCACGGUGCGCGAGGCCAGCGAGGUCAACGCCUCGCUCGAGGCCCGCGUCUCCCAGCUCGAGAUGGAGAACCGCUGGUUGAAGAAUCUGCUCACCGAGAAGAACGACAACUUGACCUCGCGCAUGCCACCGCCGCCGCCGCCUGAGAACAGCUUGCCUCUGACACAGACGGAUCCCCAUGCGGCUGGAAACCAGAAACCAAUUCAACCCAAGCGCACUGUCGGUGUGGGCACCGACAAUUAG
Molecule: messenger RNA, 2397 nt
Organism: Talaromyces rugulosus
Lineage: Eukaryota; Fungi; Ascomycota; Eurotiomycetes; Eurotiales; Trichocomaceae
Exons: 5
Biological process (GO): regulation of transcription by RNA polymerase II
Cellular component (GO): nucleus
Molecular function (GO): oxidoreductase activity; RNA polymerase II transcription regulatory region sequence-specific DNA binding; DNA-binding transcription activator activity, RNA polymerase II-specific
Source: RefSeq, a predicted model, not a curated record